AUGGCUGCACGAUAUGAACCAACACCAACUCCUAAUCUGCCUGGAUACGCAUUGGGAGAAAAACUAGGCGCUGGAUCUUAUGGUACUGUGUAUAAAGCACGACUGAUACCCGCAAACCAAUCUCGUCCAAGUUCCGCAUUAGCUACUCGUCCAACGUUUUAUGCGGUCAAAUGUAUCAGUCGUAAGGCUCUCACUAAAACUACUCCUGAUAUUCUUAUCAACGAAAUCAAAUUAUUGAAACAGAUUAAACAUGAAAACAUUGUCGAAAUGUAUGAUUUCUCGUGGGAUGAAAAUUAUAUCUAUAUUGUAAUGGAAUACUGCGCUGGUGGCGAUAUGUCUAUGUUUAUACGUUCACGUCAAAGACUGUCAGAAGCUCGUGUUCGACCAUUCGUACAACAAAUUGCUCGCGUACUAAGAUUUCUCUAUGAAAAACGCAUCAGUCAUAUGGAUUUAAAACCUGAAAAUAUCCUUUUAACAUCCACCGAUAGGCCAGUACUAAAAGUUGCAGAUUUUGGUGUGGCACAACAUAUUGGCAAACGCGGCAGUCGAAGUAUUCGUGGAACUUUACUGUACAUGGCACCGGAAAUCUUAUCUUCUCGACCAUAUGAUAAUCGUGUUGAUCUUUGGUCUAUUGGUGUUAUACUCCAUGAAUGUUUGUUUGGUCGUCCACCGUUCACGAGUUCAUCUGUUGAUGAGCUAAUUGCAGAAAUUAAAUCAGAUAAUCCAAUCGAAAUUCCAGACGAUGUCAAAAUAUCUUCCGAUUGUCGAAAUCUGCUCGAAGGUUUAUUACAACGUGAUCCUGAUAGGCGAAUUAGCUUCCGAAAUUUCUUUCGUCAUCCGUUCAUUUGCAUUGAUUUAUCUUCUCAGAUACUUCGCGCAGACGAAUAUGUUCAAAGAUCACUGCAUCAUGAACAAUUAGGUAAUCUUAAGAAAGCGUUGGAUUACCAAGUGAAAGCGCUGGAUGAAUACGUGGCUAUUAUUAAAGUCGAUGAAGAUGAUAAUCGCAGGCGAACAAUAAGAACAAAAGUGAAACAAGGCUUAGCCGCUGCUGAAGUACUGAAACGACGAAUAAGAGAAAUGAAUUCUCCUCCGGUGACAACGGUAACUGUACCAACACCGCCAUCCGAAAAUCUUGAUUUGAGAAAUGAUAAAGAACUUUCUGAAGCUUACCAACGUUGUUUAAAUGGCAAUCAGCUUAUGAACGUUCACCGAUAUGGUCAGGCGUGUGAAGAAUACCAAAUGGGUUUAAGUGUGAUGCUUCGUGCUAGAAAAACGGAAACAGAUCCUGAUAAAAGUAAAAUUCUCCACAAUGUGAUCUCAUUUUAUUUAAGUAAAGCCGAACAAUGUAAAGCGAAAAACGAAGCUCAACAGCUAGAUAUUGAUAUGGCGAAGAUCCAAGAAGAUAGUGCACUAGAUAAUACAAUGUUAGACGACUCUCGCACAAAAUCAGCGACUCAACAAAAUUGUUGCUUACAGUGA
This is a messenger RNA of Adineta ricciae, 1479 nucleotides long. Lineage: Eukaryota; Metazoa; Rotifera; Eurotatoria; Adinetida; Adinetidae. The record is from the annotation of a GenBank genome assembly.